Molecule: messenger RNA, 1986 nt
Organism: Anopheles nili
Lineage: Eukaryota; Metazoa; Arthropoda; Insecta; Diptera; Culicidae
Exons: 5
Coding region: 94-1986 (630 amino acids)
Cellular component (GO): extracellular matrix
Source: RefSeq, a predicted model, not a curated record
CACGUCCUGAGUAUAAAAGACACCGAUCAUGACAAACUGGAGCAUUAUCACGCAGUUGUCCAUUCGGUAAACAGCGCACUAUCCUACACUAUCAUGGCGUUCAAAUUCGUCCUUCUGGCCACUCUGGUGGCGGCCGCCAGCGCUGGGCUUCUUCCUGUUGCCCACCACGGAGCCAUCGCUACUUCGCACUCCACCAUCCAGCAUCAUGCUGCACCCGCCAUCCACCAUGUCGGAUCCAUCCACGCUGCCCCGGCCGUGUACCAGCACACCAUCGCCCAGCCGACGAUCAUCAAGUCCGUAGAGCACCACGCUCCGGCUAACUACGAGUUCUCGUACUCUGUGCAUGAUCAGCACACCGGAGACAUCAAGAGCCAGCACGAAACCCGCCACGGAGAUGAAGUCCAUGGACAGUACUCGCUGUUGGACUCCGAUGGCCACCACCGCAUCGUUGACUACCACGCCGAUCAUCACUCCGGAUUCAACGCCGUUGUCCGCCGUGAGCCCUCGGGAGUGAAGAUCGCUCAGCCCGUUCACAAAGUGAUCGCCCAGCCAGUGCAUGUGUCCAGCUACGCCCAUGCUCCAGUAGCGCACGCUACCAUCCAGCAUCAUCAUGCUGCCCCGAUUGCCCACUAUUCUGCCCCGAUCGCACACCAUGCUGCCCCGAUCGCGCACCAUGUUGCUCCGAUCGCGCACCAUGUUGCUCCGAUCGCGCACUACUCUGCCCCGAUCGCACAUCACGCCGCCCCGAUCGCGCACUCCAGCUCCAGCAUCGUCCAUGGAACGAGCCAUUUGAGCCAUCAUCAUUAUCAGUUUUCGGGAGUGAAAGUAGCACAAUUUCUCGAUAAUCUAGUCUCAAGGACGGAAGCAGUCAAAAAUCCCCAGCACGUCCUGAGUAUAAAAGACACCGAUCAUGACAAACUGGAGCAUUAUCACGCAGUUGUCCAUUCGGUAAACAGCGCACUAUCCUACACUAUCAUGGCGUUCAAAUUCGUCCUUCUGGCCACUCUGGUGGCGGCCGCCAGCGCUGGGCUUCUUCCUGUUGCCCACCACGGAGCCAUCGCUACUUCGCACUCCACCAUCCAGCAUCAUGCUGCACCCGCCAUCCACCAUGUCGGAUCCAUCCACGCUGCCCCGGCCGUGUACCAGCACACCAUCGCCCAGCCGACGAUCAUCAAGUCCGUAGAGCACCACGCUCCGGCUAACUACGAGUUCUCGUACUCUGUGCAUGAUCAGCACACCGGAGACAUCAAGAGCCAGCACGAAACCCGCCACGGAGAUGAAGUCCAUGGACAGUACUCGCUGUUGGACUCCGAUGGCCACCACCGCAUCGUUGACUACCACGCCGAUCAUCACUCCGGAUUCAACGCCGUUGUCCGCCGUGAGCCCUCGGGAGUGAAGAUCGCUCAGCCCGUUCACAAAGUGAUCGCCCAGCCAGUGCAUGUGUCCAGCUACGCCCAUGCUCCAGUAGCGCACGCUACCAUCCAGCAUCAUCAUGCUGCCCCGAUUGCCCACUAUUCUGCCCCGAUCGCACACCAUGCUGCCCCGAUCGCGCACCAUGUUGCUCCGAUCGCGCACCAUGUUGCUCCGAUCGCGCACUACUCUGCCCCGAUCGCACAUCACGCCGCCCCGAUCGCGCACUCCAGCUCCAGCAUCCACAUCGAAUAUCCGGAUGCUCCCGCCGAAUAUCAGUUCGCCUACGACGUGCACGAUGACCACACCGGUGAUAUCAAGAGUCAACACGAGGAACGCCAUGGCGACAAUCUGGUCGGACAGUACACGCUGAUCGAUGCGGACGGAUAUCGCCGUGUGGUCGACUACACCGCAGAUGAGCACAACGGAUUCAACGCCGUCGUUCGCCGCGAGCCUGUCAAGACGGCCAUCCCUAUCGCCAAGGUUAUUGCUCCAGUUGCUAAAGUGUACGCCGCUCCGAUUGCGAAGGUCGCCGUGCCGGUAGCCAAGGUUGCUUACCCAGCUUACCACUACUAA